AUGGAUUCUCUGCCGGCCUGCAUCCUUCGUCUUUUAGACGUCAAACGUGGCUUCACAGAGAAGGACUUAUCAAGAGCUAAUGAGGAAAAUCGAUAUCGUCCACACGAAGUUCCCUUCAGCCCCCACAUUCCGGACCAACUACGAAACGUCAAACUAGAAUCACCACAUUAUCCAUCUACACCGUCUCGUAAGAGACCACAGCAAGUAGACUUACGAGGUUCAAACCAACCUCAAGAAGUAUCACCAUCUAUCCUUAUUUCAGCAUCUCUUGACGGAUCCAUCAAAAACGGAAAAUUAGAUAUAUUAUCGGCCGGAAGAGCUCUUCACACUGCCUAUCAAUCUGGUCAAUAUGGGAUUCCAGAAGAUGUGGAAUCUUUCCUAACUAAACAUUCGCUAGACGUUCCACUCCCGAAACUUCCGCAAUCAGUUUUUACAGGAUUGACCCCAGAGGCUGGAGCUCUUCUCCAUGGAUAUGGAAUUGUUGCUCAGCUGUCGCUUAACGCUGUUCAAAAACUUCUCAGCGAGCAAAAAUCGACCCAGAAAAUAUCCGGAGAACAAUUGCUUGGAAUUUCCGAUGCUCCGUUUGCGGUUAAACUAAGAUGUAAUUAUCCGGAUUUCCCUCCCUUUUCGUUUUCCAAUGCCUGCGGCCCAAAUUCAUCUCACUUUGAGUUCACCUACAUUCUUCAGCCUACGGCUCAACUGGAAAAUUCGUUUUUGGCUCAAUUCACUACUUUCAAAAUGCAUAGUAGAUAUCUCAAAGGGAAUGAGAUUGAGGAACUUAUUUCCGAUAAUAAGUUUGCGGAAGCUGAAGAGAUUGAUAUUGUGCACUUGUUGAAGUUCAAAAAUGAGAGGAGUCUUCUUAUCAAAAUUCCGAGUAGAUUAUGCGAGAAGAAUCCUGUCGAUAAUUUCGUCUGGUGUUCGAGUAUCUUGACUACACGUAUUCAUACUACUUCACCAGUUCAUCUGGCAACAUUCACAUCUGUGAUGCACCUUUUCGAAAAAACUAGAUAUGUCACUCGAAAACAACUGAGAGAAAACCUGCAAACCCCUGAAGCUACCAUUCAAGUCGACGAGGCCUCCCAACUUCCACUCUACGCGCUCGCCGGCUUGGCGCUCACGUUCCGAAGAGCCCGCGUGGCACUGGUAGGCGACGUAAGACAACUACCGCCCUUCGAAGACGCGGACCUCCCGAAAGACCUAGCGGAUUUCGCCAUCAGCAGAGUUCUCCAAACAGCAGCCAGAACAGGAGCCCUGCCCGUCAUCAAUAUCACCGUCGGCCGCCGAUGUCCACCACUAGUGACCCAGCUAUACAACGAGUUGUUCUACAACCAGGAGCUAUCGUCAGUUUGGUCGCCAGCCAAGGAAGCAGAUCUCAGAGCAUUCACAAGCGCUCUCAGGCUGAACGAUCACUUCCCAGUUCAGGUCCUGGACCUGCCCUCAAAACACACACAAGUCGGAACCUCUCUAACCAACAUCGAAGAGGCAAAAGCUGCCAUAAGGAUAGACCGCACCAUACAAACACGGGUCGGAACCGACGACAUCGGCAUCCUCUGCUUUUAA
Caenorhabditis briggsae is the source of this 1560-nucleotide messenger RNA. The record is from RefSeq and is a predicted model, not a curated record. The coding region runs from base 1 to 1560 and encodes 519 amino acids. NCBI's taxonomy places the organism in Eukaryota, Metazoa, Nematoda, Chromadorea, Rhabditida, Rhabditidae. The transcript is spliced from 8 exons.